Messenger RNA from Silurus meridionalis, 3499 nucleotides. It is a transcript of the gene nr4a2b, whose product is annotated as nuclear receptor subfamily 4, group A, member 2b. NCBI's taxonomy places the organism in Eukaryota, Metazoa, Chordata, Actinopteri, Siluriformes, Siluridae. Gene Ontology annotation, molecular function: zinc ion binding; nuclear glucocorticoid receptor binding; nuclear receptor activity. The coding region runs from base 216 to 2030 and encodes 604 amino acids. Gene Ontology annotation, biological process: regulation of transcription by RNA polymerase II; dopaminergic neuron differentiation; central nervous system neuron differentiation. The transcript has 8 exons. Gene Ontology annotation, cellular component: nucleus; transcription regulator complex. The record is from RefSeq and is a predicted model, not a curated record.
CGUUCAGGCCGCGGAGCGAGGACGCGCCCGGGGACGCGCCGUGAAAGCUGCUUUCUUUCUUUCUUUUCUUUUCUUUCCCUUUACUUCAGAGAGUCAUUCCAAUAUGGACAAAGAGCUUAGAACAUUAUACGGACAUUGAGGACAGAAAGAAUUAAAGGACGCACUGGUGCACAGUGAGAACAGCAGCGAUUUCACGAGAAUCCAAAUCAACAGAGAUGCCCUGCGUGCAGGCUCAGUAUGGCACCUCUCCUCCAGGUGCGAGUCCUGCGUGUCAGAGCUUCAGCUACAGCGAGUACAGCUGCGAUUUCCUUACACCUGAGUUCGUCAAGUUCAGCAUGGACCUGACCAACGCGGAACUCGCCGCCGCGUCCUCAUCGCUGCCCAGCUUCAGCACCUUCUCCGAGGCGUCGGCCGGCGCCGGUGCGAGCUACGAGGCCAAGCCGCCGUGCCUGUACCAGCUCCCCCACUGCGCCGAACACCUCUCGGUCAAGUCGGAGGACGGGGCCGGGGCGCACGCUGGAUACGCGCACCAGCAGCACCAUCAUCAUCAUCAUCAUCACCAGCAGCAGCAGCAGCAAAUGCACGCCCAGCAGCACGCUGAGGACCCCACGGUCUCCGCCGCUGCCGCCGCCGCAGCCGCCUCCUACUACAAACCGUGUCAUUCGGGCUUCGCUCCGGCGUGGGACGACGCGUCAUCCAUGCACGGCUUCCAUCCGACCUACCUGAUGGAUCACCAGCGCAAGAACGCGGUGACGCGCUUCUUCUCGCUCAAGCCGUCCACGCCGGGGGGCGCGCACGUCUCCGCGUGUCACAUGCGCUUCGACGGCGCCGCGCCGCACGGAUUCGCCCCGCUCAGGAAGCAGCAGCACCAGAACCAGCAGCAGCACCAACAGCACCAACACCACAGUCUGGGAUUCGCGCAUCAUAGCCUGCACAUCAGCCACGGACGCGUCCUGAUGGAGAGCCCCGCCGUGGUUUCUUCCUCAUCGGCUUCGUGCUCGCCCACUGCCACGCGCGGCCCCACGCAUGGAGAGGGUCUGUGCGCGGUGUGCGGGGACAACGCGGCGUGUCAGCACUACGGAGUGCGCACGUGUGAAGGCUGCAAGGGCUUCUUCAAGCGCACGGUGCAGAAAAACGCCAAAUACGUGUGUCUGGCGAACAAAAACUGCCCUGUGGAUAAGCGGCGGAGGAACCGGUGCCAGUACUGUCGCUUUCAGAAGUGCCUCGUGGUCGGGAUGGUAAAAGAAGUUGUAAGAACGGACAGUUUGAAAGGCAGACGAGGUCGUCUCCCAUCCAAACCCAAGGGCCCCCAGGACAUCCCCACCUCCUUAUCACCUGCCAAUCUUCUGAGUGCCCUGGUGAGGGCCCACAUGGACUCGAACCCCUCUGUAGGCCGUCUGGAUUAUUCCAAAUUUCAGCCCAACCUAGACUUCCAGAGUGCAGGAGAUGAGACCCUUCACAUCCAGCAGUUUUAUGACCUCCUAAUGGGCUCCAUGAGCAUCAUCCGUGGCUGGGCAGAGAAAAUGGCUGGUUUCACAGAGCUCCCAAAAUGCGACCAGGAGCUGCUGUUUGAUUCCGCCUUCCUGGAGCUUUUUGUCCUGCGCUUAGCGUACAGAUCGAACCUGAUGGAGGACAAGCUGAUUUUCUGCAGCGGCAUCGUCUUGCAUCGGUUGCAGUGCGUGCGAGCGUUCGGAGAGUGGAUCGACUCCAUUGCAGAGUUCUCCUCAAGCCUCCAGAGCAUGCGUGUAGAUGUCCCGACGUUCUCCUGCAUGGCUGCUCUCACCAUAAUCACAGAGCGACACGGCCUCAAAGAGCCCAAAAAGACAGAGGAGCUUCAGAGCAAGAUUUUAACCUGCCUAAAGGAUCACGUGUCCUGCAGUGGACAUUUGUCCAAACUGCUGGCCAAGCUUCCCGAGCUGCGCACUCUGUGCACGCAAGGACUUCAGCGUAUCUUUUACCUGAAGCUUGAAGACUUGGUUCCAACGCCCGCCAUUAUCGAGAAGCUCUUUCGUGACACAUUACCGUUCUGAUUACGUGGAACUCAGAGUUUUAUACCAUGUUACUAAAAAGAUACUCAAGAAGGAGAUUUUUCUUCCACUUUCCUUGGAGGUCCAGACGAAGGUCUGCGAUGUGCAGCAACAUGCUGAGAGAGCUGAGAGCACAUCCGAGGAGUCUCCAGUUUGUGUUUUUUUAUUCUUGUUGGAAAAUGGAUUCAUCUCACGAGCUCCUAAACCACUUAUUCACCCUUUAAGCCUGCAGACGUCGUCAUCGUAACCUUUAUAACUGCUUAUUUUCACUAUUGUUUCAUGGGUAUAUGAUGAUACGCUUUAUAACUGAAUAAUAAGCUCAGAUUUGGGAUUAUAAAGGGUCAUAUAUCGUUACGAUUAAUCCACAAUACAGCAAUGCAGAUGAAAGAAAUAAGCUAUUGUUAUACAUCUAUGCAUGUGGCAAUGGAGAAAGAUAGAAAGAGAGAGAGAGAGAGAGAGAGAGAGAGAGAGAGAGAGAGAGAGAGAGUACUACAAAAACUGGCUUUUUUUUUGGAUCACAGCAGCAGAUUUGACAAAUUUUGGGACAAAUGAGGAUAAACAAUGAAUGAUGGUAAUAAUGGAGCAAAUUAAAUAAAUAAAUAAUUAACAAACAAACAAAUAAAUAAAAUAACAAACAAGAACAUGACUCCAUCACUAACUAUAAUUUUUUUGGAGGGCAAAUAAAAUUUUCAAUUGUUAUACUGCUAAUGGACCCCCCUUCCCCACGUCGCCACGUGAUCAUGUGAUGAAAAAUGUAAGGCAGCUUUUUUAUAAUAAACCUAAACCCUUCAAAAAUCACAUACAGCUCAAACACUUUAUUUGGCAUCUCUGGGGAAAAAAAAUACUGAAUGUCAUCUGCUUUAUUUUAUCUCUCAAAACCUUUUUAAAAACGCGACUAAACGCGGUUUUGCGUCUUUUGCGUUUCCGCCAGCAAAAAAAAAUCAAAAUAAAGGAAAGAAAGGAACAAAAAAAGACAGAUUUUUACUCCCAGACUCUUUAGAUUCUGCUGCAACUCGGAAAAGUGUAUAAAGCGUUUCCUUUUCUACCGCAUCACAUGACGAGCUCUUCAUUUCAUAUUGAAAUAAUUCAUGAAUAAUUAUUUUUUUAUGUCUAUUUUAUUUUCUGUGCAUUAAUAUUAAUAUUCUGCAGACGCGUUUUUUUGGUUCACUUGUUUGUUUUUGUAUGUUAUAAUGUUAUUUCUGCAUCUCUGCAUUCUGUAUAAUUCUAUAAAGGAAGCCGAUAUGAAUCGAAAUCUCUCGUGCUUUGCGAAAUAAACUUGUGUAUUAAUAGUGACAUGAAUUUUUUUUAUAUAAAUAUCUUUAAAAAUACAAACAUUUUCACGAUUUUUCCUUGUCGGAGGUUUUGCGCAAAAUGAAGUCGCAUCAACUUCAUCCGGCUUUUGGACAAAUCUCCAUUUCCAUCCGAAUCUCCAGCUUAUGAAGACGUGAACUUUAAAAUCGCUGUAAUAUUAU